AAAUGUCACUGUCUCUUACUACUACUUUUUCCAUAUGUUGCAACCUUUGAAAUUAACAAACUGAUGUUGGUGAAAUAAUGGGGCCUAGUAGUGACUCCAGAUAUUUACCUGUUCUAAUGUGUGAAGUUUGAGUGAAGUCAUUUACCAGAGGUCCUGUUACUUACUAAAAAAAUAACAAAAAAACCUUCUCAAAUCCUCUUACUGUUUUGUUCUUUCAGAAGAAUGGGUAGAAUCAUUGUGUUCUUUGAAGGUGUAGGAGCCACUAAGUAAAAUCAGGACUUGCUUUUUAAUGUAAAUGUCUCUGCUGUCCCGUGUAAUCUGCACACAGGGGGGGGCAAAUCUCUUCAAAAGCAUCUGGAGCUUUAGUGAUUUCUUGUGUUCUGAUUUUUCCCCAAAGAUCCAAGCCAAGAAGAAACCUACUCCAGUGAAGUAUGAAGUGGGGGAUCUUGUUUGGGCCAAGUUCAACAGACGCCCAUGGUGGCCAUGCACAAUUUGUCAUGACCCAGUGCUGGACUGUCACUCAAAAAUGAAAGUUUCCAAUCAGAAACCAUACCGAGAGUACUAUGUGGAUGCCUUAGGAGAACCUUCAGAGAAAGCUUGGGUUGCUGGGAAAGCUAUUGUCCUCUUUGAAGGGAGACAUCAGUUUGAAGAGCUGCCUGUUCUCCGGAAAAGAGGGAAGCAAAAGGAAAAAGCCUACAAACAGAAGGUUCCUCAGAGAUUUAGGGCUAAAUGGGAAGUCAGUGUUGGACAGGCAGAAGACAUUCUUCUCGGGGGGCCAGAGGAUCAGAAGUGUAGCCAGAACUCCAGCGAGCCGGCCAGCGAGAAGGACGUGCAGUUGGAAUACUACAGCAACGGCCCUGGAGCAGAAAGGGACACACAACUGAACGGCUGCUUCAAAUCCUUGGCCUUGGACUCCAGACACGUGGCCGGUGAAAAAGGAAAAUUGCACAUCAAGCCACACGUGAAAACAACCUCUGAAAGCAGAAAAAGGACUAGAGUAAAAAAGAGUGAUGCAAGAGGGGAAGCAUCGAGGGAAGAAAUCAAAGACAAAACACCAGAGAGCGUAGUUAGAAACGUGAUUGUUGGAGACCUACCAGAGAAACACGCGUCUCACGAGCUUCGCCGGAUUGCCAGCAGCCUGACAGCAUCCAGCAGCACCAGGGAAAACCAUUUGCUCUCCUCCCUUGGAGAAAGAUGUUUUGAAAAGACACCUUUAAAACCAGACUACGAGGUUCGUAGAAGUGAUGCUCUGAAAAACACCCUCCAAGGGGAUUUGUUUUCCAGCCCAUCUUUUGAGAAAGAGAAGAGCUCCCUGGGCAUUUUGUGCAGUUCCAAGUUACAAAUACACUAUUCUGCAUCUGAUGCUGGUGUUGAGAAAAAACAAACUGAAUCAGAUUCAUCCUCUUCCCUCUCUGAUGGUGGGAACAGUGAUGUAGAUACCAUGGACCAAAGUUCAGAGAGAGCUUCUAGUGCUCUUGAAGUUAGUGAUUCUUCAGAUAAAGUGGAGAAGGACUUUCCUAUGACAUCAAGUGGAAAUAUUAAACUUUCCAUGUAUCUUUCUCAGAAGAGCAGCAGAAGGGCCAGGAAGAAGUCGCACAGAGACCGCAAACCUCUAGGAGGUUCAGCAACCAACACACUUGAUCCUGAAUUUGCAGAUGGGGAGCUUGAAGUAGGUUUCUCUGAUGCUGAGAUGUCAUUGACACCUCUUGAGUGCUCUUCAGAUGUGAGAAAUUACAAUCUUUCCCUAGCAAACAAGCACACUACCCCCCAAAGUGUUUCCAAGGACAGCUCCUGGCCUGCUGUUACAAAUCAAGUAAUCUUGAAAUCGAAAAGCAUGAAAUUACCCCGAAUCAGGAGUAUAAAAUGCAAACAUAAAGAAAAGGUUCCUGGGUUGGAGUCUUCUCUUGCAGAAGAGGAGGGUGGUGUGAAUCGCUGCUCUUCAGAUACCAAAGGUUACUCUGGCCUUCCAAGAGAUUCUCUGCAGAGAAGUGGAAAAGUUGAUGGUCAGAAACUGUUAAACAACAUGCAUGAGAAACCCAGGGAUUCUGCUGAAAUCGAAACGGCCGUGGUGAAGCACGUUCUGUCAGAGCUGAAGGAACUGUCGUAUCGGUCCAUGAAUGAUGAUGGCAGUGACUCUGGCACUCCAAAGGCCACAGUACCUUUGCUUUUCUCUUCUGCCUCUGGUCAUGGUCGUUUGCCUAUUGAACCAGAUUACAAAUUCAGCACCUUGUUAAUGAUGUUGAAGGAUAUGCAUGACAGUAAGACAAAAGAGCAGCAACUGAUGACUGGUCAAAAUAUAGUCCCAUUUCGAAAUACCAGCACAGGUGAUGGUUCUGGAAGCAAUUCUGCAAGUGGUCUCAAGUCUUUGUCUAUUGUAGGUCCCUCAUAUAAAAUAGAAAAAAAUGGAGAUUGCAUCCAGGAAACAGUAACUCCAAACUCCACUAUAAGCAACUCCUCAUUUUCACGCAGUCCUCCAGCCAAGGUGACAGGGAUUGGUACUGGUAAAAGGGAGCCUGCGAGUGCUGCUGUUUCUGGGACAAAUGGCACAAAUUGCAUGUCCAAACGCAACUGUUCAAAAUCUAAGCAGUCAUCAAAGCUUGGAGAUAAAACAGUUUCAAACAGAAAGGACUUAAAACCAGGAGGGCCAAGUAAGUUGCUAAGUCGGUUACCCAGAGAUUCAGGAGAACAUGCAUUCCGUGUGCAAGGUUCAGUUACCAGUCCUCUAGGGAAUGAGGCAGAAGAUACUGAGAGGAAAGAGUGUAUUGAUUUAACAGAGCAUUCAACUGAUGAAGACUCUGCCUGUUUAUCUGAUGACAAUUUAGGUCGUAUUGGAAGGAGACCUGAAGCUGGUAGAAAUAAUGAGAGCUGCAAUUCUGCUGAAAAUGGGGAGAGUCCAGACUUGGAUUCCGAGGCAAAUAGUGAGAGCUCUCUUGGUGAUGAGUCUAAUGAUACAAAUCAUGUAGCACCCAAAAAGCGAUGGCAGCGUUUUAACCAAAGCAGUGCUAGACCUAAUAAGCACAUCAGUAGAUCUAGGGAACAAGGAAACUUGGAGAGUGCCUUUGGCCUGAAUUCUCGUGGCUUUUCACUGAAGGGAAAUGAGUGCUUGGGACGUAGGCAUUCCCCUCAUUCAAAGGUGCUUGAGGGAGACCUGGCAGUUCAGGACUUUAAGAAUCGUUUAGACUUAGUUGAUAAACGUUUGAAUGUAUGUGGUAAGCCAAACACCAGUGUGAUGGACUCAGAAACAGAGCUUGGCAACUUUGCUCCCCAGUCUGAAUUCUCUGCACAAGCACAUUCAGAGAGGAAGCGCCUUAGAAAGCCGAGUAAACGGCUUCUGGAAUAUGCAGAAGAAUAUGAUCACUUGUUUGCACCCAAGAAAAAAUCAAAGAAGGGCCAGGAGCAAUUGCAAAAGGUGAAUUCUGUGGCGAGGUCUGAAUUGGAAGGAGGUGUUCCUGCACAAUGCAGUCCUGACAGAGAUACCCAGCGGGGGCCAAGUUCUUUGGUUUCAACUCCAUCUUCAACCAAAGAGUCCCCUCCCGUCCUUGAAGCAGAGUGUUCCUUCUCAGACCUGGGAUCCCGCUCCACUGAUCCCCCUAAUCAAGUUCCAGGAGGAUCUUCAGAUUUUCCAGAGGUGGUUCUGUCUUCCUCAGAUGUUUCUGAAGUUUCUGCUUCUCCAGAUGCAGAAGAGGGAUUCCUGAAGUCAGGAAACUUCGAAAGCAAGCGUCAAAGGAAGCCCACUAAAAAGCUCUUGGAAUCCAAUGACUUGGACACUGCCUUUAUGCCAAAGAAGGAGGAAUGGACUCCCCAAAAGAAGGCUACUGGCCCUUCAGAGAGUGACAGUUCUGAGCUCUACUCACCAGCCCACUUCCAGGACCUGGGAGAAGCUUCUGAAAAGCUCUUGGAGAAACAGCGGAAGCGGAAGAGACAGCGCCAUACCUCUGCUGCAGUCCAUUCCAAGAAGGAGAAAAACGAGGAGGGGCUGGGGGAGACCCCACACUCUGAGGGGGAGACAUCAGUUCAUGGGACUGCUACAAGCCCCAAAGAGGGUCAUGAGGAGGGGUCAGAGAAUGACCAUGGAGUGCCUUCGUCCAAAAAGAUACAGGGGGAGCGUGGAGGAGGAGCUGCUCUCAAGGAGAAUGUGUGUCAGAUCUGUGAGAAGCCAGGGGAGUUGCUGCUGUGUGAGGCGCAGUGCUGUGGUGCUUUCCACCUGCAGUGCCUUGGGCUCUCCGAGAUGCCAAAGGGCAAAUUCAUCUGCAAUGAGUGUUCCACAGGGGUCCACACCUGCUUUGUGUGCAAGAGCUGCGGGGAGGAUGUGAAGCGGUGCUUGCUGCCCCUCUGUGGGAAGUAUUACCACGAAGCCUGCAUACAGAAAUACCCGCCCACAGUCAUGCAGAACAAGGGCUUCCGCUGCUCCCUGCACAUCUGCAUGACCUGCCAUGCUGCUAACCCAGCAAACAUCUCUGCCUCUAAAGGUCGCCUGAUGCGCUGCGUGCGGUGCCCGGUCGCGUAUCACUCCAACGAUUUCUGCCUCGCCGCCGGCUCCGUGGUCCUGGCCUCCAACAGCAUCAUCUGCCCCAACCACUUCACUGCCCGCAGGGGCUGCCGCAACCACGAGCACGUCAACGUCAGCUGGUGCUUUGUCUGCUCGGAAGGGGGCAGCCUUUUAUGCUGCGAGUCGUGCCCGGCUGCAUUUCACCGUGAGUGUCUAAACAUUGAGAUGCCAGAGGGAAGCUGGUAUUGUAAUGAUUGCAAGGCAGGCAAAAAGCCACACUACAAAGAAGUAGUCUGGGUGAAAGUUGGGCGCUACAGGUGGUGGCCAGCUGAGAUUUGCCAUCCUAGGACAAUUCCUGUCAAUAUCCAGAAAAUGAAACAUGACAUCGGUGAGUUCCCUGUGCUGUUCUUUGGCUCCAAAGACUACCUGUGGACCCACCAGGCUCGUGUGUUCCCUUACAUGGAAGGUGAUGUCAGCAGCAAAGACAAGAUGGGAAAGGGCGUGGAUGGCAUAUACAAAAAAGCUCUUCAGGAAGCUGCUGUGAGAUUUGAAGAGUUGAAGGCACAGAAGGAAUUGAGACAACUUCAGGAAGACAAAAAGAAUGACAAGAAACCUCCUCCCUACAAACACAUCAAGGUGAACCGGCCGGUGGGGAAGGUGCAGAUCUUCACCGCAGACCUGUCCGAGAUCCCGCGCUGCAACUGCAAACCCACGGACGAGAACCCCUGCGGGCUGGACUCCGAGUGCAUCAACCGCAUGCUGCUCUACGAGUGCCACCCCUUGGUGUGUCCCGCCGGGGAGCGCUGCCAGAACCAGUGCUUCUCCAAGCGCCAGUACCCCGAGGUGCAGAUCUUCCGCACGCUGGCACGAGGCUGGGGCUUGCAGGCCAAGACAGACAUCAGGAAGGGUGAAUUUGUUAAUGAGUAUGUUGGGGAGCUAAUUGACGAAGAGGAGUGCCGAGCCCGAAUCCGCUAUGCUCAGGAGCACGACAUUACCAAUUUCUACAUGUUGACACUGGACAAGGACCGAAUCAUUGAUGCUGGGCCAAAGGGCAACUAUGCUCGGUUCAUGAAUCACUGCUGCCAGCCCAACUGUGAGACUCAGAAAUGGUGUGUGAAUGGUGACACUAGGGUCGGGCUCUUCGCACUUGUAAAUAUCAAAGCUGGGACUGAGCUGACUUUCAACUACAAUCUGGAGUGUUUGGGAAAUGGAAAGACCGUUUGUAAAUGUGGUGCCCCAAACUGCAGUGGCUUCCUAGGAGUAAGGCCAAAGAGCCAGCCCAGCCUCAGCGAGGAGAAGUCCAAGAAGCUCAAGAGGCGGCCGCAGAUGAAGCGCAGGUCGCAGGCAGAGGUGAUGAAGGAGCGCGAGGACGAGUGCUUCAGCUGCGGGGACGGAGGGCAGCUGGUCUCUUGUAAGAAGUCAGGCUGCCCCAAGGUGUACCAUGCUGACUGCCUCAACCUGACCAAGAGACCUGCAGGAAAGUGGGAGUGCCCGUGGCAUCAGUGUGAUGUGUGUGGUAAGGAAGCAGCUUCAUUCUGCGAGAUGUGCCCCAGGUCCUUCUGCAAGCAGCACCGGGAAGGAAUGCUCUUCAUCUCCAAGCUGGAUGGACGAUUAUGCUGUACAGAGCAUGAUCCCUGCGGGCCUCACCCUCUAGAGCCAGGAGAAAUUCGUGAGUAUGCGCCUCCCAUAGAAGGCCUGACUAACGGAGAGGACACCCAGCCACCAGAGCAGCUGCCUGCAGACACAGAGGCAGACCCAGACCUGAGUGUUCAGCCCCUGGACAGCCCACCUCAGUCUGUGGCCCUCAGACUGCAGUCACCAGAAAAACCCCCUGCUACCCUAGCUCUGAGACUGCCUUCUUCAGACAAGCCCCCCACCACCCUUGCCCUGAGGUUGCAGCCAUCAAACAAGCCCCCCACCACCGUGGCCCUCAGGCUACCUUCACCAGACAAACCGCCUGCCACCCUGGCUCUGAGACUGCCACCGUCAAAUAAACCCCCUGCCACCUUGUCACUGAGGCUGAAGCCAUCCAACAAACCUUCCACCACCCUCUCGCUCCGGCUUCAGCCUUCGGACAAACCUCCCACCACCCUGUCGCUUCGGCUGCAGCCAUCAGACAAGCCCCAGGCUGCCCUGUCCCUCAGGCUGCAGUCAGAGAAGCAGCCCAUCAUUGUGGCGCUGCGGCCUCAGCAGCCCGACAAACCUCCCAGCAACGCGGUGCUCUGGCCACUGGACGAGUCCUCCAGUGACGCCUCGCAGCCUCAGCUGCCGAGCAAAUCUCCUCCAGGAUCACCACAGUCCCCGCUGGAUGAGUCACUUGUCACUGCUGGUGACCUGCAGCUCCAGCUGUCGGAUGAGACUCCUGAUGCCCCCGAGGUUUUGGAGUUAUCGGACAGCUCCCUCACUGACAGCAGUGCCCAGCAGCCCGAGCUGUUGGAUGAGUUCCCCGUGAAAUGCCUGCAUCCUCCGCUGUCCGACAGACUCCUCACCACGGUGGGGAUGCUGCAGUCCCAGCCGGAGGAUGAGCCCCCUGAGGCUGAUCAGCUCCAGCCACUGGACGACUCCUCUGCCCAGAGUCCGAAGCCACAGGCUGUGGAAGAGGGUUCCAGCUCUGUGGUGACACAGGUCGCAGAGUUGGAGAUGGCUUCCAGUCCUGAGGUGCUGUGGUCUGUUUCCGUUGAAAAAGUCCCAGACUCCCCAGUCUCACAGAUCCUGCCCUCAGAGAAGGCUCCUGGAUCAGCAGUACCACAAUCCCUGCCUCUAGAAAAGGCUUCCCUCUCCGGGGCAGUGCGGGUCCCAGACACAGAGAAGUCUCCCAGCUCUGAGUCACCCCGUCCCCUGCCUCCAGAGAAGGCUGCUGGUUCGGGUAUGCCUCAGACCCUGCCCACAGAGAAGGCUCCCAGCUUGGGGUGGCCCCUGUCUCCAGAGAAGGCCCCUGGCUCCCGAUCACCACACGUCCUGCCCGCGGAGAAGGGUCUCAGCUCAGGGGCCCUUCGGAUCCCGCUCACACAGAAGUCUCUCUCCCCCGGGGUGCUGCGACCCCUUCCUCCAGAGAAGGCUGCUGACUCCGGAGCCCUGCGGGUUCUUCCUUUGGAAAAACCUCUCAGCUCCGGGGUGUCUCGGCCUCUCACAGCCCCGUGGCCUCAGGCUUCAGAUAAGCUGGCUGCUGCCGUGGCUCCUCGGCCUCAAGCCUUGGACAAGCCUCUAGCUGCAUCAGCUCCGAGGCUGCUGCUGUCGGAGAAGGCGCUGCGUCCCGUCGACCAGAACGCUCAGCUGAAGGAGAGAGGAGCCCCAGCCGUGGAGCUGAGUCCCCAGCAGAAAGAGAGGACCAUGUUAGCUGGGGAGCAAAUCUCUUGGUCUGCUGGGAAGGCGGUGACGCACGUCGGACAAGUACCUUGGCCUACGGAGAAACUACAGACGCACGAGCAAAGCCACUGGUCCACCACGAAAGGCCUGACGCCUGCGGAGCAGCCUUCCCGGACAGCAGAGAAACUACCAGAGCCAACCCUGCAGCCCAGCUGGGAAGUGGCCUCAGCCCCCUCGGAGCAGAGCCCGUGGACAUCAGAGAGAUUGUGUACAUUCGAGCAGACCCCUCGGCCAGCCAGGGAAGCGCCAGUGCCCCCGGAGCAGAUGCAGUGGCUUGUCAAGAACAUUCAGACAAUUGAUCAGAUUGCUUGGCUGAGUGGAAAAGCACAGCCUCCACGGGGGCAGGACCCUUUGCCUGAACAAAACACAGCGCUAGCCCGUAACCAGGAUUCUGUCUGUCGUGAGUUGGCUGACUCAGAGCCAAAGUGAGGUUGGUGAAUAUGGGAGGCAGGUUUCAGUCGUUUAAUGUUUAGGGAGGGGGAAUCUUUUGUUUUUUUUAUUCACUUCCCUGAGCCCAGCCCCUAACCCAUGCACAUCCCAUCCAUAUUCUCUUGUGACAUGAGCAAGGACAUUCUCUUAAAUCUGAGUCUGGCCCAGCCAAAGGGAGAGAGCAUCCGUGACCUUUUCCUCUUCCUUUUACAAAUGGUAAAGCUGAAAUAAAGAGUCCACUCUGGGUAAAAAUCUCCAAUUCCAUUGAAAUGGUCACAUUACUGAUCCAGCAUGUUCAAGCUCCAGGUUUGAUUCGUAGGUGGGUUCCCAGGUACAGCCAGGGGCCUUGCUCUUGUUACUGCAUUUAAAGAAAGUGGAUCAGUCAGGCUGCCCUUGCACUGGAGAUGUUUCAGGGAUCACAUGGUGAGCAGUAGGGUGUGUUGUCCUUGCCAGACUCCAGAAACAGGAAAGGGAUUUUAUGUCCCCUGCCCAGGUCUCUGUCCCUGCGGGGCGUUGCUUUACGAGGUUUGUCGGUGUGUUCACUGGGACAUGCUGUGUGUGUGGUUUGCUCAAGGACAGGGAUCGUCUCCAGUGAGAUGGGAGAGGAGCUCCUGCACUCACUCACUCAGUGCAGUUUUCUCCAGCAAUAGGCAGUAUCCAUUCAGGCUCCUUUUUUACAGAGCUGUGACUGGCCAGGCCCAAGAAGCGGGAAAUCUGGAGGAAGUCAGGGAAGAGAGAUCUUGAAAGAAGUCAUCUGGCAGUUUUUUCAUUCUUGUGUCUUAAUCCUUUAGCACAGGACAUGCGGAGUGUUUUCCUCCACUUGACAACAUAGUGACCCAUAAAGCAGCAAUAGCAGAGCAGAGCAGAGUGGGUUCCUGGAGGUGCUGAGCACUGCCCUGCCAGGGGGACAGUGCUCCCUUUCAAAUUUCCAUCCAGUCUCUUGU
Ficedula albicollis (Collared flycatcher) is the source of this 9228-nucleotide messenger RNA. It is a transcript of the gene NSD1, whose product is annotated as nuclear receptor binding SET domain protein 1. Gene Ontology annotation, biological process: regulation of DNA-templated transcription. Gene Ontology annotation, cellular component: chromatin; nucleus. Gene Ontology annotation, molecular function: protein binding; histone H3K36 methyltransferase activity. NCBI's taxonomy places the organism in Eukaryota, Metazoa, Chordata, Aves, Passeriformes, Muscicapidae. The record is from RefSeq and is a predicted model, not a curated record.